AUGGACUCGACUCAGGGCCAUCUACGGCACGAAACACAGAUACCUUCCUUCACCUUCAACGAGCCCGGCACCAAGUACGGCGGAGAGACCGCGCCGCUUCAUCCAGCUCCCGUCCUCGCCAUGAACGGGAAUACCACGCUACCGCCUAGGACGGAUUCGAUGGCAGCAUCGCAUGCAGUAUGGGGGGCGCCGGCUUCUCAAAGCAUGAGGCCGCGGCCCGCUACGAUUCACGAGGGCUUUUCGUUCUGCGUUGGGGAAGGGUUCGAAGGCCUUCCGGCGUGGGACUCGACGGCAUUGCAAAUGCAGCACCCGACAAGCGACGCCAUGUCAUCCAGGCCCAUCUCCGUUCACCAAGACUUUUACCCCACCACCACCACCAUGGAUAGCAGUGAGUACCUCGACCGGCAUGGGGCCAUCGAGGGGCUAACCCUUCCGCCAGAUGCGUGGGCACAGAAACCAUGUGACGGUAGCCUUGGGAUUCCCGGUUUCGAUUCCGAUAUGAUAGGGCAGGCCUACACGACCGACGAGGCGAUUCCGAUCCUCGAUCUUAGGACCUCCGGCCCUCCCAUGGACAGCGACGCGAUGGCGUUCGACGGAAUAAACCCGCGCAGAAUGUCUGGUUCCUCUUUUACCGUGUCGACCACCGGUGGCUUGUCAGAAAUGGCUUCCUACGACGAUUUCUCGACCGCGCUCUCAGACGCUCCCUCGCUCACUUCCGACUACCCCCCGCCAUCCAACCGAACGUCCAUGAUCUCGUCGACCCAGCUGUCGCCUGUCGCUUCGCCGAGAAUGACGCCGCAAAGCCGGUCGGAGUUGGUACGGACCCAGAGCAGGGGAAGAGCCUCGCCGUCGCCGCGGCCGGGCGUGCGCGCUGCGCCCUAUUCGGUCGAGAGCGCGAGGAACAAGAGAUGGUCUACUGGGUCCUACGGUACCGCGUCCAACCGGCGACCGUCCCCUUUCGUGUACCACCACCCGCACGAUGCGUUCAAUAUGCACGCCCGCCUGUCGUCGCGCCACUCUUCGCCCACGGUUGCCCAAGGCCAGCUGCCAUUGAGCUUCGGGAACCUGCAAGCCGCACAGCAGCAUCCGUACCUUUACAAUAACGCACCGGCCUUCCAACGCAACAGCAUGCUCCUACCAACCCAGCUGCCGUCUCAUACCUUCCAUCCUGAAACGCACCACCAUCAAUUUGAGACUCCUCCUCCGCUGCUUUCUCACGGACUCUUCAGGAUGCUCCAGAGCAACGCCGAUCCGCACUCGCUUCACAGCCAUUACGCUGACCUCUCGGACCCGCCUGACUUGUACGCCUCGCUACACGAAGAACAGAUUCCCCCACCACCCGAGGACAUGAACCCCGCCGACCCGGACCUCACACCCCACGAACAGGAGCUCAGAUUCGAAGGUGACCUGUACACGCCAAGGUGGGUGCGAGGACACGGCAACAAGCGGGAAGGCUGGUGUGGUAUCUGCAAGCCGGGCCGGUGGCUGGUGCUCAAGAACUCGGCUUUCUGGUACGACAAGAGCUUCACGCACGGUAUCAGCGCCGCCACGGGCAACCCCUUCCAGGAGCCGCAGGAGACGAGGCGCAUGGAUGGUAAUCCCGAUGUGUGGGAGGGCCUCUGCGGAAGUUGCAAUGAGUGGAUUGCGCUAGUAAGCAGUAAGAAGAAGGGAACGACGUGGUUUAGGCACGCCUACAAGUGCCACACCCACCCCAAAAUCAAGGACGCGCCCAAGCGCAGGAGGGAGAGCAGCAACACACGCGCGCUGGCGGCGUCGAACAUGGCCAAGCCGCGGGUCGAGCCGGUCACACCGCAGAUGGCGCCCGCUAUCUCCGCCGCCGGUACGCCGACGCCGGCCAAGUCUCAGUUGUCGACCCCGAUGCCCCUACAGCCUCCGCCUCAGCAGCAACAGCAGCAACAGCAGCAACAGCAGCAACAGCAGCAACAGCAGCAGCAGCAGCAGCAGCAGCCAGCUCAGCAGCGGCCGCUGUCCCAAGGACGCCAGAACCACCAGCAACAGCCGCAUCCGCCCCUGCCGUCCCAACAACUGCAACAACAGCCGCACAUCCAGCUCCAGCCUCCGCCCAUGCCCCGUGCCCGGGCCCUGCCGCCGCAGCUGCACACUCAAAUGUCCACAGCGCCGCCGCCGCCGCCGCGCUCCUCCCUCAUGAGCCCCGUUGGGCCCAUCCCUGGGGUGGACGGGUUCCCGAACAUGAUCUGA
Molecule: messenger RNA, 2220 nt
Organism: Chaetomium fimeti
Lineage: Eukaryota; Fungi; Ascomycota; Sordariomycetes; Sordariales; Chaetomiaceae
Exons: 3
Coding region: 1-2220 (739 amino acids)
Source: RefSeq, a predicted model, not a curated record